Papilio xuthus (Asian swallowtail) is the source of this 2769-nucleotide messenger RNA. It is a transcript of the gene Shark, whose product is annotated as SH2 ankyrin repeat kinase. NCBI's taxonomy places the organism in Eukaryota, Metazoa, Arthropoda, Insecta, Lepidoptera, Papilionidae. Gene Ontology annotation, biological process: protein phosphorylation. The transcript has 12 exons. The coding region runs from base 94 to 1839 and encodes 581 amino acids. The record is from RefSeq and is a predicted model, not a curated record. Gene Ontology annotation, molecular function: protein tyrosine kinase activity; protein binding.
AAACUAAAAAAAUAAUGUUGAAACAAAUCCUUUUUUAAAGGAAUAUUAAAUUCGCCAAUUGUAAAUAUUUUUGUGCUUCUAAAGUUGGAUAUAAUGAUAACAACCAUGACGUCAUUCAUACUACUGAAGACUAAUUCUUUUUUGUUGAGGAUGAACAGAGAAGAUAAUGUAAACUGGUUUCAUGGGAAAAUAUCACGAGAAAAUGCGGAGAUACUGUUAAAAGAAGAGGGUGAAGAUGGUGUUUUCUUAGUCCGUGAGAGUAACACAUCACCUGGAGACUAUGUUCUUUCUGUUUUACACCAGGGAGAAGUGGUGCACUAUCAAAUACGGAGACACGGGGAAGAUGCCUUUUUCUCUAUAGAAGAACAUACAACUGUGCAUGGAUUGGAUACAUUGAUCCAACAUUACCGUGGAGACUCUAAUGGCCUGGUAACUCGCUUGUCUGUGGUCUGCAAAGGACAACCUCCACCACAUGAAUCUAGGACACAAGGGACUACAAAUUUAUUACAUCGGGCGACGGAGGCUGGUGAAUUCAACAUCGUGUCUCAGCUGUUAGCGUGUGGAUAUCGCAGCCGCGAUGCCAAGAACCAGGACGGGCAGACGGCCGUGCACAUCGCUGCGCGCGCCGGACGCGACGACAUACUUGCCAAACUUAUCGAGAGCGGCGCCACUGUCAACGUGCGAGACUCGUUCGGAUACACGCCUUUGCAUUACACAUGUCAGAAUAACUUGCCUAGUACAACGGAGCUGCUGAUCACAAAGGGCAACGCUAACUACCAGAUGCGUCACGCCCCCACCGGCAAAGUGCCUCUUCACGAUGCCGCACAAAAAGGACAUAUUGAAUGUGUAAAGGUUCUUUUAAAACUAAAUGCGCCUUCGCGACCAAGGACUAUAGCGCAAGACACACCCGCAGAUCUCGCCAAACAUUAUGGACAUAUGGAGUGUUAUCAGUUGCUAAAAAACCAUACACCAGAUCCUCCAAAGACUAGUAAAAGCCAGUGGUACCACGGCACGCUGAACAGAGAGGAGGCGGUGAAGACGCUGGAGGCGUUCUGCAAUCAGCAGGGGUUGCUGGAGCGCGCGGCGGAUGGCGCCUUCCUCGUGCGCUACAGCGAGCGACACGCCAACGCAUACGUACUCACUAUGCUCAGUGAAAAUGCACCUUAUAACUUUAUUAUUAGGAAAGAGGCUCAAUGGCUGUACAUAGACGACGGACCGUACCUGGAGUCGCUGGAGCGGCUGGUGGAGCACUAUGGCCGCGUACCCGACGGCCUGCCCACGCGUCUCCUCAUCCCAGUCCCGCCCAAACCCAAGCCGCCAUUACCUGAAUUCUCAACAAUGCCACGUACAAAGAAAUCACCAACACGUGCAGCGUUGAACCAAUCUUUAUCAUUAGUGAAGCGAGAUAUCUUGGGAGACACGCAGCCCUCGCCCGUACCACCAGUAGCUAAUAACAACGCCUUUGAUCUGCUCACGAGGAACCUCUCCUUCUGCUCAGACUUCAGCAAUGACUCCAUCAAUAACAAUGAUGAUGCACAAGACAAUGAGACGUACAAAGUGCCUGUCAAUAAUAGUACACUCUGGGAGAUGUUCUCCUACGGCAAGCAGCCCUACGGCGAUAUGCGCGGCAUCGAGGCGAUACAAGUGGUGGAAAGUGGUCAGCGUUUAGAAAGGCCGGAGGACUGUCCGGACGAGAUCUACCAGGUGAUGCUGGACUGCUGGGCGUACAGCCCCGACCUGCGGCCCACGUUCAGCAAACUGGUAGAUGUGUUCUCGCAACACCCCGACUACGUCAACAUCAGCCAACUCGCGCUCGACAAUGAUGAUGCUACCGUGUGAGUGCUUGCACCCUGCCACUGCGCGCUCAGUGUGCGUGUGCCUUUACUUUUGUACAAUGAUGUAUGAAUGGGUUGUGUCUGUAUGAUUGAUAUUGAAUGAUCAAUGUAAAAUGUAUUUACAAAUGCAGGAAUCUCUUAUUACAAAAAAAUAACUUGUGAAAUAUAAAAUUAUAAUUUUAAAUGUCACCAAAAUGCAUUUUGAAAUGUCAUAUUAAUAGUUUCAUGAAUGAAGGAAUUUACCUCAACGAAAAGGCUUCCUUAGGUGUUUUGACCUCACUUAUGUGCUCUGCAUAUAUGUAAAUAAUUAUUAUUUUGUUUUUGCAUUUUUUUUUAUUUUUAUGGAUAAGCAUUUAUUUUUUUAUUUGUUAAAAAUAUACUCAUACGUAUUAGACAACCCAUUCAUACUACAACCGGUAGCAAAGCCUCACAAUUAUUUCCAUCUUGUUAUUUCAACAUUUUAUUUAAUGAUUUUUAAAAUAUUGCAAUGUAUUACAAAGUAUUUUUGUAUAUUAUUUAAGAUGUGCCCAAUGUUCAAAGCUUUAUUAGUAAUUUUAUGUAUAACCUAGUGUCUAGGUGAUCCAAUGUUAAAGAUAUAUUUAUUGACAAUUUUCAUUAGAAAGUUCUUUAGUUAUCAGAGUAAACAAUAGAUUUGUUGCAUGUAUUUGACCUCUGUGGAGAAAAUAUACUUUCAAACAGUAGUAAAUUAUAAUUAGAACUGUAUUAAUUGAAGUAAAAUUAUUUUUUUUUGUUUUUUGCGUAAACUUAUCAUAGCAAUUUGACAGUACAAGUGAAAAAAUAUCUGUUAGAAAUUCUUUAAAAUAUAUUUUUAUAUAAGCAUGCCAUGAUGUGCCUGACUAUGUAUUUAUAAGUUGUAUAUAAAUAAGUAAGAAUCUAUUACUUUUUAAGGCAUUUUAUAACUCAAAAGUAAAUA